ACACGUCAUCGCGAGAUUUACACGGGCAAUCCCAGGUCAUAUGAUUCAACGCGGAAGAUGUUACAUAUUCAAAAACAAAACCUAACUGUUUUACGGGUUUUUUUUUUGACUGACUCUUAAGUCCAUAAUAUAAUAUUCAGGAAUGUCGCUUCGCCAAGAAAAGCACACCAGUUUUCUGGGUGCUAGGAUACCACCAGAAAUCGAGUCAAUGUCAAAUGGCUUGAAAGAUGUGGAGCAAGAGAUAUUCAGAAAAUUAUUGAAAGCUGUGGUGAAUGCCUUGGAGGAAAAGGACUGCAGAGACACGAUGAUGUCAAUAGCAGACAAGAGUGGCCUUCCACAGGAGAAGCUCAGUCACAUUGUAGCUGGAAUGUACAGAUUGUUGUCUGAGGCUAUUCGUAUCCCGCAGUCAUUACUUAAACAAGAGGCCUUUAAAGAAGAUCUUCGAGAACUGAGGAUAGCAGAAGACUUCAUCACAGAUUUUUGCAGUGUGGUGUUCGGAAAUCGCCGUACAGCUCUAGAAACUGCAAACUCUCAGAGGGAUCCCCACCUGCCUACAAUAGACGAAUUUAAAUGGCGAGUGGAUGUGGCCAUUUCUACAAGCUCGUUGGCCAGAGCACUGCAGCCUUCUGUCUUGAUGCAGAUGAAAUUGUCAGAUGGAAAUUUUCACCAAUUUGAGGUGCCACCUGCUAAAUUCCAGGAGCUGCGCUACAAUGUGGCUCUGAUCCUCAAAGAAAUGAAUGAUCUGGAGAAGAGAAGCAUUCUUAAGAUCCAAGACUGAAAAAUAAUCCAUUGUCAAUGAAAACAUUGAUAGUAAUAAGAAAAUCUUAUUUCUGUUUGAAGUUUGAGAUAUAGACAUCCAUCCAUUUUCUGAGCCGCCUAUCCUCCCGAGGAUCACAGCGGUGCUGGAGCCAAUCCCAGCUAUCAUCGGGGUGAAGGCAGAGUACACCUUGAACUGGUUGCCAGCCAAUCACAGGGCACAUAGAGACAGUCAAGUCACACUCACAAUCACCCCUACGGCCAAUUUAAAGCGUAUGUAUCUAUGUAUGCAUGUAUAUAAUAUCAACGGCUCAGAUAAUGGAUGGAUGAAUAUAUAUAUAUAUAUAUAUGUGUGUGUGUGUAUAUAUAUAUAUAUAUAUAUAUCUCAGUAUUUUCAUACCAUUUCAUUUUGUACAAACACAUACCAGGCGCAAUGUCAGGUACAUCUACAGAAUCUAGUGAGAUAGAAUUAAAAAAUGCAACCUUUACAUGUUACUUUAUUUGUUACAAGAUGAGAGGUUUGCAGUGGUGUCAUUCUACAUCGCACUGAGUGCAAAACAUUUUUGAUGCAGCUCUUUUUUAAAUUAUUAGUUUAGAGAAAAACUGGUUGUAUUUUGGGUGUCAGAAGCACACUUUUGUGUGUUCUGGUGCACAUGAACUCGUGUCGUGUUCAUGUGCACCCCCUUAAGUCUUUCACUGUGAUAUUUCAGCCAUUUGCUGAAACAUGUUCAAUUUUUCAUCAUCAAUGUACACACAGCACCCCCCAUAUUGACAGGGAAAAAAGAUUUGUUGAAUUUUUUUCCGAUUUAGUAAAAACAAAAAUGAAAUACAGUUGUUCAAAAUAAUCAGUCCAAUGUGACUAACCAGAUUAAUCCAUGUUUUCAGUAUAUUUUUUUAUUGCUACGUUAAACAAAUUACUAGUAGGUGCAGUAGAUUCUCAGACAAGCAACAAGACCCAGCAUUCAUGAUUUAUACCAGGGGUGCCCAGACUUUUUUACCCCAAGACUCUACUUUUCAAGCAUCCAGCCUCUCGCGAUCGACGGGAAGGGGAGGGGGUGACUUUUUUUUUUUUAUGAAUGACCAAUGAUGAAAUAGAAUGGCCAAGUCACAAAGAUCUACCCACAACAAAAAUGCAAAACGUAUUUAUUUUGAGAAUUCUUUGCGUGUAAAUUUAUGUUUGUGUACCUUGCAUAGCCGCAUGAGCCAAAAUUACACAACAUAAUUAACUUUAAAGAUUUUUUGUAACUAUUUGAGUCCAUGUUGAUGAUCACUAUAGAAAAUGGACAUCUGUGCUGCGUCAGUGGAUACGUCCAACUCCAGUAAGUCAUCUCAGAUGAACGCACAUAUAUGUUUGGCACAAUUUUUACGCCGGAUGGCCUUCCUGACGCAACCCUUCUCAGGGAGUGGAGGCCCCAGUGGGAUACGAACCCACAACCCCUGGUUUACUAAACCAGUACUCUAACCACUGAGCUACAGGGCCUCCAUUUGUCCAAGUGCAGUGAGAGAAACAUCUAUGAUGUCCUUCCACACACCAGCCAUGGCUUCACAGCACCGUGUAACUGUACUCCUUUACAGCUACAUUGAUUUUAUUGAAGAUAUUUCCGCCUUAUUUUUAAAAGAUCGGAACAACUAGUCAGCUAUGUCUCUUUUAUGUGUGACGAACCCGGAAACGAUGGUGGCGGCUUUCGCUGUUGAAUUAUAUUGUGUGAAAAGUGACUGCUGUGUGGCCAGUUGGGAUUUUUAGUUCAUUCACGUCUCUCAUUCUCAGCUUGAAUGAUGGUGUCGUAUUUUCCAGAAACAGUUCGAAGAUAGCGUUCCACAUUUCCCAAACGCACUUUGAAAAUGGCAUCGUGAAAAAGUUAUCCGUCUCACAUUCCGUAUGAAAGUGAUUCGUUUUUGUCUUCUUUAUUGCAGCAUCCUUACUCAUAUUUGUUAAGAUUUCUUAUGCGAGAGCUUAAAAUAGGGGGGAACUCACAGUCUGUUUUCCUGUACUGUUGUUGUUUGCACAUGCGCAGUGAGCUAAAGUUUAAAAAAAAAUACAGCUGAUAUCUUCUUUUUUUUUCUAGGCACGCCGUCGCGAUCGACUGAAACUGCCGAACGACACAUUGAGCACCCCUAAUUUAUACACUCAGGCUGUGCAAUUUGGCAAUUUGUUGAUGGGGGUGUGUUAAAAAAGAAGCAGUCUGCCGUUGACUUUACAAACUCAAAACUAUUUUGUACAAACUUUUUUACCUGUAGGAUUUGAUGAUCCUUUGAAUCACUAUUUAGUUGUAUGACCACUAUUUGUUUUUUUUAAUAACUGCUUCACAUUUGUGUGUCAUGGAAUUGACCAUCCUGUGGCACCUUUCAGCUGUUAUUCCACUCCAAUAUUCCUUAACGACAUUCCACAAUGAAUUUACAUUUCUUGAAUUUGCUUCAGAAACAGCAUUUUUUUAUGACACCCCACAAGUUCUUGAUUGGAUUAAAGUCAUGACAUUAACUUUG
This is a messenger RNA of Syngnathoides biaculeatus (alligator pipefish), 3240 nucleotides long. It is a transcript of the gene commd5, whose product is annotated as COMM domain containing 5. NCBI's taxonomy places the organism in Eukaryota, Metazoa, Chordata, Actinopteri, Syngnathiformes, Syngnathidae. Gene Ontology annotation, cellular component: nucleus. The transcript is spliced from 7 exons. Bases 143 to 778 code for a protein of 211 amino acids. The record is from RefSeq and is a predicted model, not a curated record.